AUGAAGGAGAACUACUGUUUACAAGCCGCCCUGGUGUGCCUGGGCAUGCUGUGCCACAGCCAGGCCUUCAGCACCGAGCGGAGGGGCCACCUGCGGCCCUCAUUCCACGGGCAUCACGAGAAGGGCAAGGAGGGCCAGGUGCUGCAGCGCUCCAAGAGAGGCUGGGUCUGGAACCAGUUCUUCGUGAUCGAGGAGUACACCGGGCCGGACCCCGUGCUCGUGGGCAGGCUUCAUUCCGAUAUUGACUCUGGUGAUGGGAACAUUAAAUACAUUCUCUCAGGUGAAGGGGCCGGCACCAUUUUUGUGAUUGAUGACAAAUCAGGGAACAUUCACGCUACCAAGACAUUGGACCGCGAGGAGAGAGCCCAGUACACACUGAUGGCUCAGGCCGUGGACAGGGAUACCAACAGGCCGCUGGAGCCACCGUCCGAGUUCAUUGUCAAGGUCCAGGACAUUAAUGACAACCCUCCCGAGUUCCUGCAUGAGACCUAUCACGCCAAUGUGCCCGAGAGGUCCAAUGUGGGCACGUCAGUGAUCCAGGUGACGGCCUCUGAUGCGGAUGACCCCACCUACGGGAACAGCGCCAAGCUGGUGUACAGCAUCCUGGAAGGACAGCCCUACUUCUCAGUGGAGGCUCAGACAGGUAUCAUCAGAACAGCCCUUCCCAACAUGGACAGGGAAGCCAAGGAGGAGUACCACGUGGUGAUCCAGGCCAAGGACAUGGGCGGACACAUGGGUGGACUCUCAGGGACAACCAAAGUGACGAUCACACUGACCGAUGUCAACGAUAACCCACCAAAGUUCCCGCAGAGCGUAUACCAGAUGUCUGUGUCAGAAGCAGCGGUCCCCGGGGAGGAAGUCGGGAGAGUGAAGGCCAAAGACCCCGACAUUGGUGAAAACGGCUUGGUUGCAUACACUAUUGUUGAUGGAGAUGGCAUGGAAUUGUUUGAAAUCACAACGGACUAUGACACCCAGGAGGGCGUGGUGAAGCUGAAAAAGCCCGUAGAUUUUGAAACCAAGAGAGCGUACAGCUUGAAGGUAGAGGCAGCCAACGUGCACAUUGACCCCAAAUUCAUCAGCAACGGGCCUUUCAAGGACACAGUGACGAUCAAGAUCGCCGUGGAAGAUGCUGACGAGCCCCCCAUGUUCUUGGCCCCAAGUUACAUUCACGAAGUCCAAGAAAAUGCAGCUGCUGGCACCGUGGUUGGGAGAGUGCAUGCCAAAGACCCUGAUGCUGCCAACAGCCCAAUCAGGUAUUCAAUUGAUCGGCAUACUGACUUGGACAGGUUCUUCACUAUCAAUCCAGAGGAUGGUUUUAUUAAAACUACAAAACCUCUAGACAGGGAGGAAACCGCCUGGCUCAACAUCUCUGUGUUUGCAGCAGAGAUCCACAACCGGCAUCAGGAAGCCAAGGUCCCUGUGUCCAUCAGGGUCCUGGACGUCAACGAUAAUGCUCCCAAGUUCGCUGCCCCCUACGAAGGCUUCAUCUGUGAGAGUGACCAGACCAAGCCGCUUUCUAACCAGCCAAUUGUUACAAUUAGUGCAGAUGACAAGGAUGACACAGCCAACGGACCAAGAUUUAUCUUCAGUCUGCCUCCUGAAAUCAUUCACAACCCAAACUUCACGGUCAGAGACAACAGAGAUAACACCGCGGGGGUGUAUGCCCGGCGCGGGGGCUUCAGUCGGCAGAAGCAGGAUUUGUACCUCCUUCCCAUCGUGAUCAGCGACGGUGGCAUCCCACCGAUGAGCAGCACCAACACCCUCACCAUCAGGGUGUGCGGGUGCGACGUGAAUGGGGCGCUGCUCUCCUGCAAUGCCGAGGCCUACAUCCUGAACGCCGGCCUGAGCACGGGCGCGCUCAUCGCCAUCCUGGCCUGCAUAGUCAUUCUCUUGGUCAUCGUGGUGUUGUUUGUGACCCUGAGGAGGCAGAAGAAAGAGCCUCUCAUCGUCUUCGAAGAGGAAGAUGUCCGGGAGAACAUCAUCACCUAUGACGACGAAGGGGGCGGGGAGGAAGACACGGAGGCCUUUGACAUCGCCACCCUCCAGAACCCCGACGGCAUCAACGGGUUUAUCCCGCGCAAAGACAUCAAGCCCGAGUACCAGUACAUGCCUAGGCCCGGGCUCCGGCCAGCGCCCAACAGCGUAGAUGUUGAUGACUUCAUCAACACGAGGAUACAGGAGGCAGACAAUGACCCCACGGCCCCACCCUAUGACUCCAUCCAAAUCUAUGGCUACGAAGGCCGGGGCUCGGUGGCCGGGUCCCUGAGCUCCCUGGAGUCGGCCACCACCGAUUCAGACUUGGACUACGACUACCUACAGAACUGGGGACCUCGUUUUAAGAAACUAGCGGACUUGUACGGUUCCAAAGACACUUUUGAUGAUGACUCUUAA
Messenger RNA from Pipistrellus nathusii (Nathusius's pipistrelle), 2391 nucleotides. NCBI's taxonomy places the organism in Eukaryota, Metazoa, Chordata, Mammalia, Chiroptera, Vespertilionidae. The record is from the annotation of a GenBank genome assembly.